This is a messenger RNA of Culex pipiens pallens (northern house mosquito), 788 nucleotides long. RefSeq lists its product as uncharacterized. The transcript has 2 exons. The coding region runs from base 340 to 756 and encodes 138 amino acids. Lineage: Eukaryota; Metazoa; Arthropoda; Insecta; Diptera; Culicidae. The record is from RefSeq and is a predicted model, not a curated record.
UUUGUAAAUUAAGCUGUUAUUUAGGAAAUACUGAAAAAUAAAAAAAAACAUAUUUUUUGUUGAAUUUAAGAUAACUCCGGCUCCGACUCCGACUCCGGGUUAUCAGAAAUCUUCGGCUCCGACUCCGACUCCAGCUCAUAAAAUUUAGCCGACUCCGGCUCCGACUCCGACUCCAGCUGUUCGAGUUUUGACGACUCCGACUCCGACUCCAGGUCCUCAAAAAGACCCGACUCCACCGACUCCGGCUCCGGCUCCGACUCCGACUCCACAGCCCUGAUUAGCAGACACCUAGAACUUGCACAACUAGCUCAAUUGGGAGUGAAAAAAGUCCUCAACAAAAUGGAAAAGCCCGUCGAAAAGCGCACUCUGAAAGUAACCAUAAUUUGGGAGAAAAAUCGUCGCGACCAUUUAGUCAUCGCGUGCGGCGAUCAAUUUUUCACGCUGUUCGCCAACCUGGAGCAGGAACUGCUGGAACGCUUCCCGGAGCUGAUUCGCUGCGUGGGCAGAAGGUACUUCUACACGGACGAACACGGCGACGAGAUAACGCUGCUCACGGCAAAGGAUUUGCAGAACUUCCGGAUUUCUUGGGCAGCCCAGUUUGGGCGGAUAUUUGUGAGGGCGCGUCCGGAAGCUUCUCCAUCGUGGUUAUCCAUCGCAGUGGGUUUGUUCUUUCUGAUUUGGAAGUGCAUUGGGGUGGUGUUUACUGCGUUGGCAGUUUUUGUUUGGAUUUUGGACAGGACAAUUGGUGUGAAAUAAAGUGAUUUAGGCAAUUGAUGUUAACAUAUUUG